Molecule: messenger RNA, 447 nt
Organism: Coffea arabica (coffee)
Lineage: Eukaryota; Viridiplantae; Streptophyta; Magnoliopsida; Gentianales; Rubiaceae
Source: RefSeq, a predicted model, not a curated record
AUGGCAGAAAAGGAACAACAAAAAAUGAAAAAAUCCAUUGUCUCAUCAGAAGAUGAAGAAGAUGCAGAGAAAGAUAUAUCCACAUCAGUGACUCAAAUACCUACAUAUGCCUCUAGCUCAAACACAAAAGGAAAGGGACUCAUAACAGAUGAUCCUGCACAAGAAAAUCCACUAAAGAGAAUUAAAGUUCAUAGGGAUGAUUUUAUACUAGAGAUGAUUAUAGAAAUGUUGUUGAGAAAGAUGCCUAUGUUAACUACCACUGGAAGCAAGCCCAAUGGCAAAGAGACAAAAGGAUUUUUAUACAAGUAUCAUGGAAAUGAAGGAGCAGUUAUUGUUUGUGUAUGCCAUGGACACCUUUUCACUCCAAAAGAGUUUGUCAAGCAUGCUGGUGGUGGUGAGGUUGAAAAUCCAACAAGGUUUAUUGAAUUUAAUAUUUAUCCACAUUAG